Molecule: messenger RNA, 1626 nt
Organism: Brassica oleracea var. oleracea
Lineage: Eukaryota; Viridiplantae; Streptophyta; Magnoliopsida; Brassicales; Brassicaceae
Product: NADH dehydrogenase [ubiquinone] 1 alpha subcomplex subunit 9, mitochondrial
Exons: 12
Coding region: 71-1285 (404 amino acids)
Cellular component (GO): mitochondrion
Molecular function (GO): protein-containing complex binding
Source: RefSeq, a predicted model, not a curated record
AUGUUUGGGCCCGGCCCAUAUACCUGUAAUCUCUCACAUCUGCGUUUGUUGUGUUUCUCUCAAUCAAUCUAUGAUGAUGCAGGCAGUUUCAAGGAGAUUGAUCCAGCGGCCUCUCGCCGGAGGAGCUUCGAUUUAUUCGUCAUCUUCUCUCAGAUCGCUCCAUGGAGUCUCAGAUCACCUCAGUGGGAAUGAUAAUCGUCGCUACUCGUCUUCCCUGGCUACAAAGGGCGUUGGACACCUCGCUCGCAAGGGUACUGGUGGCAGAUCCUCCGUGAGUGGCAUUGUAGCUACGGUGUUUGGAGCCACUGGGUUUCUUGGUCGUUAUCUUGUGCAGCAGCUAGCUAAAAUGGGAUCGCAAGUGCUAGUUCCUUUCCGAGGCUCCGAGGACAAUCCUCGACAUCUCAAGUUGAUGGGAGAUUUAGGACAGGUUGUACCGAUGAAAUUUGAUCCAAGAGAUGAAGACUCUAUUAAGGCUGUCAUGGCAAAGGCUAAUGUCGUUAUCAAUCUAAUUGGAAGAGAGUACGAGACCAGAAAUUUCAGUUUCCAAGAGGUGAAUCAUCACAUGGCCGAGAAACUUGCAUUGGUGGCCAAAGAACAUGGUGGAAUAAUGAGAUUUAUUCAAGUUUCUUGUCUGGGAGCUUCUGUAUCAUCUCCUUCAAGAAUGCAGAGGGCAAAGGCUGCUGCUGAGGAAGCUGUCUUGAGCGCGCUGCCUGAGGCGACAGUCAUGCGACCUGCGACCAUGAUUGGUACAGAGGACAGAAUCUUGAACCCCUGGGCAAUGUUUGUUAAGAAAUAUGGUUUCCUCCCGCUCAUAGGUGGUGGGACCAACAAAUUCCAGCCCGUAUAUGUGGUUGAUGUUGCUGCUGCGAUCGUUGCAGCUCUAAAGGAUGACGGCUCCAGCAUGGGGAAAACGUAUGAGUUGGGUGGUCCAGAUGUCUUUACCCCUCAUGAUUUGGCAGAGAUCAUGUUUGAUAUGAUCCGUGAAUGGCCUCGAUAUGUGAAGCUUCCAUUUCCAAUUGCUAAGGCAAUGGCGGGUCCUCGGGAUUUCAUGGUCAACAAAGUCUCCUUCCCUCUACCCUCUCCCCAGAUCUUCAACUUUGAUCAAAUCAAUACGCUUACGACAGAUACACUUGUAUCAGACAAGGCCUUGACGUUUCAGGAUUUGGACCUUGUCCCUCAUAAGUUGAAGGGAUAUCCAGUGGAGUUUCUUAUCCAAUAUCGCAAGGGUGGUCCUAAUUUCGGUUCUACUGUCAGUGAAAAGAUUCCAACCGACUUCUACAAUUGAUGCUGCUUCUGCUCAAAGGUCGUUGCCCUGGACUAAUUUUUUUCAUGCAAGUCUCACAAUGAAAUUGCGGAAACCAGAUUUGAUAUUUUGAUGCCUUUUCAUUUGCUUCUGUCAAUAAUAAAAUGGUUCUCUCCUCGUUGUGUUCUGGAAAAGAAAGCAUAACCAAUCAAUGGGAUCAUAAGUUAGAGAGGGGAUGUCAUCUGGCUUGAAGGGGUGAUUUUGGCCCCCUAAGGAAUUAUGGAGUUUCUGGUUCAUGUGUUACUUUGCUAUUGAGUAUAACUAUAAAGCCAUGGGGUUUCAGCUUGUAUCUAUGGUGCAGUAUAAGUUAUAACCCCGAGAAA